Messenger RNA from Anopheles aquasalis, 723 nucleotides. RefSeq lists its product as uncharacterized. The record is from RefSeq and is a predicted model, not a curated record. Gene Ontology annotation, molecular function: acyltransferase activity, transferring groups other than amino-acyl groups. Lineage: Eukaryota; Metazoa; Arthropoda; Insecta; Diptera; Culicidae.
ACCAGUGAAGAUCGUAUUAAGUGUUUAGAAAAACGUUUCUUCCAAGACGAUUGCACUUUGCAUCGCGAUGAGUGAGCAAAUCACGUACACCGUAGCAACUAACACCGAUCGCGAUUCCGUGCGUGAUGCACUGAUAACGUUCUACUACCCGGAGGAACCGUUAACCACUGCCCACCGUAGUGGCGCCGAAGUAACGCCGGACGAUCUGGAGAAUAGUUUGGCGUUCAUCGACAAGGGUACCGUUAGUUUGGCUCGUCUGCAGCCGGGUACUGUGGUAGGCAUAGCCAUCGGUUCACCAUCCGAUGCUGCCCUACAUGUGCCGAUCCGUACACGCAAAUUCGGGGACAUUGUUGCGUUCCUCGAUUGGGUAGCGCAAAGCAGCGUUGCCAUGGGACCGCGACCGAGCUACAACAUGCACUGCCUAGCCGUUCACCCAGCCUACCGUGGCCGUUCGAUCGGGCGCGGAUUGGUCGAGCAACAGAUGCUGUUAGCGAAGCGUGUCUGUCCUCAGCUCGGCGCGUUUACGGCGGAUGCGACGGCCCGCGCUUCGGAGCGACUGCUGAAACGGUUAGGUCUGUGCGAAAUAGGUCGCCUGCGCUUCGAUGAGUAUCGUGACGAACGGGAUGAUCGCGUGUUUGAUCAGUUGCCCGAUGCAGUAGUGGUAACGAUGGAAAAAGCAUUAUAAGAAAUACAGAAAAUCGGAUACCUCUUGGAACUAGCCAC